AUGCCGAUCGCCAUAGGUCUGGAGGGCUCUGCCAACAAGCUGGGUGUUGGAGUUAUCCAGCAUUCAGUCAGGCCGCAAUCACCACACGAUUCCGCGCAUUCAGACGAUGAAGCAUCAUUCACUUCCAAAAAUUCGAAGUCUCCACCAGUUCAGAUUCUCUCGAACCUCAGGCACACCUUCCAUGCACCACCAGGAGCAGGCUUCCUACCCAAAGACACUUCAGCGCAUCACAGAAGAUGGGCCGUGCGCUUGGUCAAGCAAGCCAUGAAGCAGGCCAAUGUGAAGGUGGAGGACAUAGAUUGCAUUUGCUUCACACAAGGGCCUGGAAUGGGUGGUCCACUGUCUUCGGUCGCAAUCGCUGCACGAAUGUUGAGCCAGCUGUGGGACAAGCCGCUUAUUGGGGUGAAUCACUGCGUUGGGCAUAUCGAGAUGGGAAGGGCAAUCACAGGGGCAGAUAACCCGGUUGUGUUAUACGUGAGCGGAGGAAAUACACAAGUCAUUGCAUAUUCGGCACAAAGAUACCGAAUAUUUGGUGAAGCGCUAGAUAUCGCGAUUGGGAACUGUCUGGACAGAUUCGCACGAGUUCUGGGAAUCCCCAACGAUCCAGCUCCGGGCUACAACAUCGAACAACUGGCAAAGACUGGGAAGGUAUUACUGGAGCUGCCAUAUGCCGUGAAGGGUAUGGAUGUGAGCUUCUCUGGUAUCUUGGCAAGAGUUGAAGAAAUGGCUGCGAAGCUCGGUCCAAACUGGACUGAUCCAGAGUCUGGAGAACAAAUCACGAAAGGCGAUCUCUGUUUCACCUUGCAGGAGACGGUAUUUGCUAUGCUCGUUGAGAUUACUGAACGUGCUAUGGCACAUGUGGGGAGCGCUCAGGUUCUUAUCGUCGGCGGGGUUGGUUGCAACAUUCGACUGCAGGACAUGAUGGGUCUCAUGGCUAGCGAGCGUGGCGGCAGUGUUUUUGCCACGGAUGAACGGUUCUGCAUCGACAACGGCAUCAUGAUCGCUCAAGCCGGGCUGAUGGCUCACCAAAUGGGUUUCAGGACGAAGCUGGAAGAGAGCCAGUGUACUCAACGCUUCCGAACUGACGAAGUCCUCGUCAACUGGAGAGACUGA
This is a messenger RNA of Zasmidium cellare ATCC 36951, 1113 nucleotides long. RefSeq lists its product as uncharacterized. Gene Ontology annotation, cellular component: cytoplasm; EKC/KEOPS complex. The transcript has a single exon. Lineage: Eukaryota; Fungi; Ascomycota; Dothideomycetes; Mycosphaerellales; Mycosphaerellaceae. Bases 1 to 1113 code for a protein of 370 amino acids. Gene Ontology annotation, biological process: tRNA threonylcarbamoyladenosine modification. The record is from RefSeq and is a predicted model, not a curated record.